Molecule: messenger RNA, 567 nt
Organism: Blumeria graminis f. sp. triticale
Lineage: Eukaryota; Fungi; Ascomycota; Leotiomycetes; Helotiales; Erysiphaceae
Source: the annotation of a GenBank genome assembly
AUGAAAAUGACCGCCAUUCCAUCCAUAGCUUGCCUAGCUGUCAUCGGCAAAGAUAACAAUCCGCUCCACGUCACCAUUUUUCCAUCCACUGCCCAGCCUACGCCCAUUCUCACGCCCCUCCAAACCUCCUUCCUCCUCUCCUCUACCCUCGACGUCUUCCACGCGCGCUCCGUCGCGAAUCAUACAACGGGAGUCGGACUCUCGGGAGACUACGGGCUCCUACAUGCUAUUGAUGAGCGAUUGGCAGCCUACGGCUACGAGACGAAUACCGCCGUACGAUUCGUCGCCAUAGUCGACUUUCGCGGCCGCUUGAUCAGCCCAGACCAGCAGACUGGAGCCGGCACUGACGGCCGUGCCGGAGGCAUGGGAAUGAGAGAUGGCGAGCUCAAGGCAGUCUUCAGGUCAAUGCAAAGCGCAUACAUUCGACUUCUGCAGAACCCAUUCUAUGAUCCUGAUGAACACGUCGUGAAGGAAGGAAGAGGCGGUAAAAGAAUAACCAGUCGUCGAUUCAUCGAGGAUAUUCGCAGGAUUGGCGAGCAAUGGAUCCCAGAGAGCAUGGCUGUCUAA